AGUUCCCUCGGGGAACUAGGGUUACGGUCGUAACCUAGAGACGUUCUGUUCAGACUUCUUCAGCAGUAAAUGGCUGUACUUGAGUCCCACUGGUUUCUGCCAGUUCUUUGCUGAUGGCACUAAUGGACAUAUCAAGGAUAGUCACAACAAAUAUUGAUUUGAUGUAGAUUUUUCUUUUGUUUGCUUAAUUUGCAUUUUGUAAAUGGAUUAAAAAAAAAAAUACAAUAUAUAUUUUUGGAAGCAUUCUAACUUAUGUCUAAAACGUUUGCACAGUAGUGUGAUUAACAUUCUGAAAAGAAAAGAAUAAAUUACGACAGGAUGGACAGUAAAUUAGAAAGGAAGACACUUUUGGACAUUUCCACAGUUCACUGCACACAGGACAACAUUGUAAGGUUAGCAGCAACAUAAGAAAAUACAUUUAAGACUUCAAAGUGAAACAUCUGUCAUCAUGGCUUGUCAUUAUUAUAGGAGAUUUUCACAACAUAAGAGCUGGGGUACUGCUGCUGUUGUGAUAAUUCAGCAUUCAGUUCUCAGAGAGAGGAACAAGUAAUGACUCUAUAUAAGGGUUUCCUCUGGUAGCACAGAUUUGGUAACAACAGAGACAGUGAAUAACAUUGAGCAUUAAAAUUAACAAAUACAAAUAAUCGUGUGUAAGAUUGUGGUGGCCAUGUUUAAAAGCUGCACCAUCCAUUGGAAAUUUGAGUUCAGAUUAGGCAGUGACCUGACAAAUAUUACUAUUAUUAUUACUACUACUGCUGUUACUAAUUGUCUAUGUAAGGGAUGAGGUGAAUGUGUUACAGAUCUUGCAUCAAUUUAGUGACACCAGCUAUUCUUUUCUCUUUUUGUAGAUAUAGCACUGUAAAUAGAUUUGCCUAGUGAGGCGAGUGUGUUAAGAAUGUGUUGAGAGUGUGUUGAGAAGAUGGAGGGAGCAUUUUGUGCAGCUGAUGAAUGAGUAAAAUGAGAGAGAGAAGGUUGGAUGAUGUUGAGAUGGUGAAGCAGGAAGUGGAUAGGAGAUGUUUAGGAGAGAUGGCAGUGGAGUUUUUAUAUAUUUGUUUUCACGUUGUCAUUAUGGGGUACUAAGUGUAGAUUAGAAAAUCAAUUUGAACGAUUGUAUUAUCAGGCUGCAACAUAAAAUUGAGAAAAAGUGAAAGGGGUCUGAAUAUAUAAGGCCACAUUACAUAGGAAGUCAGAUGGCAGUGAACAAAUGAAAUCAUUUAUGUCUCUCUUAGCAUGGUGAAAAUCUUAAAAUGACGAAUUAAUAAAAGAAAGAUGUACUGUGUAUACUAUGUGACUAUGCAAGGCAAAAAGUAUGUCUGCUUGUAAUAUAGCAGAUGUAAAACCUUUUAUCAGCUUAUCUUUUUACUCUAUUGAAAUUUAUCAGAUAUAAAAAGUUUAACCUCUACCACACUGUGGUUUUAGAACAUAGAGUAUAGGUAGCAGGAAGAGGAACUGCUUGAGCUUCUACAGACACAGGAACGGGUUCACAGAGAAGCAGGACGCACGAAAACCUCAAUUUCUUUUACAACAGACCAAUUCUAACAUGAACUGCUUUUUCAUUUUUAUUCUGUUCAUUUCAAAUGUUGUCAUUUCUCAGUCAGCAUACAGACAGUUAAGUCUUCAAACUGGAGCAUCUGUUACCAUCCCAUGUCUUUAUGAUAGGAAAUAUAUACAUCAUAAGAAAUACUGGUGCUAUAAUUAUUAUUCACUCUACACUUCAUGCACAAUUCAGGCGUAUGCCAACGAUACACAGGGGAAAGUGACAGUAACUGAUAAUCCAGUUGAGAGUCUCUUUACUGUGACUAUGAAAGAUCUCCAGACAGGAAACACUGGAUCAUACUGGUGUGCUGUAGAGAUAGAAGGAAUAACAUAUGAUGUUACAGAAUACCUUUAUAUCACAGUGAAAGCAGAUCCUGAUCUGUCUGUGAGGGAGAGCAGUGUGAGUGGUGAUGAAGGAGGCAGCGUCACAGUUCAGUGUCUCUACAGCGCUGCGUAUCAGACAACAGAGAAGCAGUGGUGCAAAUUCAGAGACAGACGCUGCAACUCAGUGACGAGGACUGACACAUCCCAGAAAUCAGCAGUGCACAUCAGUGAUGAUGGGAAAAGUUCAUUAAUUGUACAGAUGAGUGGACUGAAGAAGAGUGAUGGUGGCUGGUACUGGUGCAGUGCAGGAGAUCUGGAGGUUCCUGUUCACAUCAGUGUCCGUGAUCCACCUCCAGUUGUGACUACAGCAGUGACUACAACCACUAAUGAUGUCACUACGUACACCUCUGUCUCAAAUCACAAUUCAGCAGCAUCUGAGACUACAGUUGUUAGCAGUGAUGAAACCAUUGAGAAGGUCCACUGGUACCUGAUUGCCUUUCUUGUGCUACUGGUGAUGCUGGUCAUCAUCGUCAUCAUCAUCAUCGGCGGCCUAUUAAAAAAGAAUAGACAAGCUGAGAAUCAGAUCAGGACCAGAGGGGAGAGCAGUAACCCCACUGUUCCCACACCCACUUUUAGAGCUGAAGACACCAUUAUAUACAGCACUGUGACUAAUCAAAAGUCUUCAGCAUUAAAAGAUAACGAUGACGUGACCUACAGCUCUGUAAAAAUUGCUUCCAAGAAUAAAACUGUGUCUCCAAAUGUUGUUGAAGGUGAAACCAUCUACAGCAGCAUAGUUUUCCAGUAAAAGGGGUCACCACAGUGGACCAUCCGCAUCUUUGAUUUGGCACAUGUUUUUAC
This is a messenger RNA of Silurus meridionalis, 2718 nucleotides long. Its product is annotated as CMRF35-like molecule 1. The record is from RefSeq and is a predicted model, not a curated record. Bases 1541 to 2665 code for a protein of 374 amino acids. Lineage: Eukaryota; Metazoa; Chordata; Actinopteri; Siluriformes; Siluridae. The transcript is spliced from 12 exons.